UAAAAAUUCAUUACAUACAAAUUCUGUCUGCCAGUUCUCGAUCUCAACAAUAUUUAAGACAGGAUUAGUGACAAUAUGUCUAUCUCAUCACGAUCUUGUACCAUACGUCAUAUUCGAUUCGGAACUAACGUCACAGAUCCAUCCAAAAAGAAUCAUCAAGUUAUGCGCAGUCCCGUGAACAAACAAUAUUACCAUCAAAUGGUAGAGUCAGAGAAUGAGUUGUGGGUCCAGGCAUAUAUCGAAGCACAAAUUGAAGUAGAUGUAUCGAACGAAAAGCAGUCCUAUUGGAAAACAAUGUUGCGAUAUCUCUGUGAAAAGGCGAUGCACCUGAAACCAAGCUUUGUCACGAAAGGAACAUUGAAGAAAAGAUGGGCGCGGAAGGUUUACAACAAAAGCAGCCCGAUAAGCAACUCAGACUCGGAAUUUCGAGAUAUAUUUCUAGAUACACCCUUGAAUACCAUCGGCAUUCCUGGUGGGUUAGUUUCCGUCUUUACCGUAUUAGCAAGGGGAAAAAUGGUUUGAUUGUUAAAGGAAGAGAAGUUAGCUUGUUGGUUGAAGAAAUCAAGGAUUGCCACAACAAC
Sclerotinia trifoliorum is the source of this 581-nucleotide messenger RNA. The record is from the annotation of a GenBank genome assembly. NCBI's taxonomy places the organism in Eukaryota, Fungi, Ascomycota, Leotiomycetes, Helotiales, Sclerotiniaceae.